AUGGCGACCCCUAGCAAGUUGGAGCUUGCCAUGCGCACCCGGUCGCUCCGCGCCAUCCAGACAGAACUGGAAUUUCUCGACUCGGUCGGCUUGAUCACCCCGGCCCAGAUGAACUCCAUACUCCCACCCCUCAAAGCCAUCGCCGACACACAUGCCACCGAAGCGGAGCGAGUCUCAUCACCGGCCACCCGACAGCUGGCACAGCCGGAGCCUGUGCACCCAGUGCCGGCGCAAAACCAACCUCCAGCCCCCUAUGCACCAUCCUAUUCCCCUCCCGCAUCGCAGAUGUCCAACAUGUCGAUGAACGAGAAGGCCGGCCAGCGCAAUCAAUACGCAAGCCCGCCCCCGCAGGCCCCGCCCGCGUACCCCCAAGUCCCUCCGGUCAAAAUGGCAACUGCGCUCUACCAAUACAGAACUCAGGAUCCUGGUGAUCUGUCCUUCGAGCCACAGCACCGCAUCGAAGUGACUACGGAGCUGAACAAUGACUGGUGGCGUGGUCGCAACCAAACUACUGGACAGGAGGGUAUCUUCCCUUCAAGCUACGUGGCUGUUGAGUCGGAGAAGGCUGCUCCUUACCAAGCGCCCCCGCCUACAAACUAUGGGAACAUGCCCCUCCAAGUUAGCCAGGGUGGACAGCCCUCCAACCCCGCGAACCCGGAGGAUCCUAAGCAGAACAAGCUCGAAGAAGGCGGUAAAAAGUUCGGAAAGAAGCUGGGCAAUGCUGCAAUCUUUGGUGCCGGUGCUACUAUGGGUUCCAACAUCGUGAACAGUAUCUUCUAA
Molecule: messenger RNA, 780 nt
Organism: Penicillium brevicompactum
Lineage: Eukaryota; Fungi; Ascomycota; Eurotiomycetes; Eurotiales; Aspergillaceae
Product: SH3 domain-containing protein
Exons: 4
Coding region: 1-780 (259 amino acids)
Biological process (GO): actin cortical patch localization; plasma membrane tubulation; endocytosis
Cellular component (GO): actin cortical patch
Molecular function (GO): lipid binding; protein binding
Source: RefSeq, a predicted model, not a curated record